AUGGCUAAGUCCACCAUUUCCAGCUGCAGUUUCCCCUCCAUUUUGCUCCUCUUCCCUUUCUACUCUCUAACCCUAACCCUAAUUGCAACACCCAUUUCCUCUUCUUCGCUCCAAUCCCUUCCCACCAACCCUAAUUUCGAUUCCCAAAUUGCCCUCCUCGGCGACGCCGCGGACGGCGGCGCUUACGUGAACUUAACCCGCACAUCGGCCCCGAGCUCCGGUCUCCUCCUCCGCCGUAAGCCCUUUAAGUUGGUGGAGGCGAAUCUCAGCAAUCCGGUGUCGUUUUCGUCUGAAUUGGUCUUCUCUAUCACUCCCGGCGCCGGCGAUGGGAUCGUCGUCGUUUUUUCUCCCGGCGAUUUGGGGUCCAAAUUCUCCGGGAAAGGCCCAUAUGGGUUUGACGGUGAGAGUCGAUUUCUGGGUAUUGAAUUUGAUACUGAAAUGAAUCAAAAUGUGAAUGAUGUGAAUGCGAAUCAUAUUGGGGUCAAUGUGGGUAGCUUUGUAUCUGUGAUUGUUGGGAAUGUUUCGGAGUUGGGUUUGGUGCUUAAUAGUGGAGAAAAGAUGAAAUCUUGGAUUGAUUAUGAUGCUAGUUCGAAGCGAUUAGAGAUAAGGUUGAGCAAGAUGGGUGAUCCGAGGCCUUAUAAUCCUAUUGUUGCCUAUGGUAUAGAUUUUUCGGCAAUGUGGAAAGAUGAGGAUGUCAAUGUAGGUAUAAGCUCGUCAAAUUCGAAUGGCAGUUCCUCAUCGCAGAUUAGUAGUGUGUACUCGUGGAGUUUUAGGCUGAGAAAUGUUCCGAGGAUGCAUUCGCUUCCGGUGAACCCAAGGGGUUAUUGGGAUGACCAGCAUGGUGAAGAUGCAAGGUUGCAUAAGCCGAUGGCAUGUCCGUUGUCAGUUCUUGCUGGAAUUAUUUUCAUGACUGGAUGUGGAGCUCUGGUUUCGUUUGUUGUGCUGUUUUUGUGGGCUAUAAUUGUUAACAGGCACACGGUUUUCCCUGCUGAGUUUCCGGUGAAGCCUAAUCCUACGGAUUUCAGGUAUGAGAAGAUCAGUGUAGUUGUAGAGGAGGAUGCAGAUGGAGAUGCAGAUGCAGUUGCAGAUGGUGUUAAGAGGUAG
Molecule: messenger RNA, 1104 nt
Organism: Argentina anserina (silverweed cinquefoil)
Lineage: Eukaryota; Viridiplantae; Streptophyta; Magnoliopsida; Rosales; Rosaceae
Product: L-type lectin-domain containing receptor kinase VIII.2-like
Exons: 1
Coding region: 1-1104 (367 amino acids)
Molecular function (GO): carbohydrate binding
Source: RefSeq, a predicted model, not a curated record